Molecule: messenger RNA, 4724 nt
Organism: Pundamilia nyererei
Lineage: Eukaryota; Metazoa; Chordata; Actinopteri; Cichliformes; Cichlidae
Product: phosphatidylinositol transfer protein cytoplasmic 1
Exons: 9
Coding region: 273-1310 (345 amino acids)
Biological process (GO): phospholipid transport
Cellular component (GO): cytoplasm
Molecular function (GO): phosphatidylinositol transfer activity; phosphatidylinositol binding
Source: RefSeq, a predicted model, not a curated record
UGCUUCAACUUGACGCGUCAUCAGUGUGUUGGGAGGGAACAACCCAGAACCGAGUUCACUUCUCCUCUCACGUUCAGCGCCUAAGACUGCGUCCUCUGGUUCUGAUGAAAGUAGUGAGCCGGAACUCCGGGAGCGUUUUAUAACUCGGGCUACACGUCCCCUCACAUGCUCUGACACGUCUCCAGACUGUACACACAUCCCGUCGGUCGGCGGAGGGAACCUUUACUCGGCUGGUUUGACACAUUGUGAAUAAACAGAAAAGAGGGGGGAAGAUGCUGAUGAAGGAGUACAGGAUAUGCAUGCCCCUCACAGUAGAGGAGUACCGGAUUGGGCAGCUGUACAUGAUCAGUAAACACAGCCAUGAGCAGAGCGAUCGAGGGGAAGGGGUGGAGGUUGUCCAGAACGAACCGUAUGAAGACCCGGCACAUGGCCAAGGACAGUACACAGAGAAACGAGUCUACCUCAACAGUAAAUUACCCAGCUGGGCUCGAGCAGUGGUUCCUAAAAUCUUCUAUGUAACAGAGAAGGCAUGGAACUACUACCCUUACACCAUAACCGAAUACACUUGCUCGUUCCUGCCCAAGUUUUCCAUCCACAUAGAGACAAAAUAUGAGGACAACAAAGGAUGCAAUGACAAUAUCUUUGACACUGAGCUGAAGGACCAGGAGAGGGAAGUUUGCUUCAUCGACAUCGCCUACGAUGAGAUCCCGGAGCGCUACUAUAAAGAGUCUGAGGACUUACGAUAUUUCAAGUCUGAGAAGACAUCACGAGGGAUUCUUCAGGAGGGCUGGAGGGACACGCAGGAUCCCAUCAUGUGCUCAUACAAACUUGUCUCAGUAAAGUUUGAGGUGUGGGGUCUGCAGACACGAGUUGAGCAGUUUGUCCACAAGGUGGUUCGGGAUGUGCUGCUGCUGGGACACAGGCAGGCUUUUGCCUGGGUGGAUGAGUGGAUAGACAUGACGAUGGAUGAGGUGAGAGAGUUUGAGCGCGCCAUCCAGGAGGCCACGAACCAGAAGAUUGGGAUGUUUCCCCCGUCGAUCUCUAUCAGUGAGACACCCCUGUCCUCCUGUGCCCUCACUGGCCCUGCCAGCGCCCCCUCCACACCCAUGUGCACCGAUGCGCCUGAGUCACUCUCUGUCCCCAAGGACCGACCCCGCAAAAAGUCUGCCCCAGAAACCCUGACCCUUCCUGACCCAGCUCCAAGUGACGUCCCCCAGGGCUCAACCGUCAGCCCAUUACCCACUUCAAACCACCUCCAACCAUCCACACCGCCCUCUAAUUCUGAGCUUGCUGAAGUGGAGGACCAGUAGAAGAACUUGGAAUCUCUUUCCCUACCCCUUAUUUUACUUAUUCCCAGUACCUGUUGUCUUAUGUGCCCAAAUGAGACUAGCCUAACCUCCAAACACCAGUGCCCAAGACAGUCAAGUUCCUUAGCCAUAUCCAAUGAAUUGCCAUAAUCCUGAAAAAAACAACAAUCACUCUAGAAGCCUCAUCAGUGUCACUGAUACCAUCCAGGGCAGCUGUAGGCUAAGCCACUGUGAUGUGGCAGGCUUCUACUUCCUGUGACUCUAACCAGCCACAUUUAAUCUAACAACCUCCCACGGUCUUUAAUUAAAGCAAAGCUUGUCAGAUUUUAUUUUAUUUUUUUGACCAGCAGUUCUUUAACUCAUCGGAAUAAAUUCCUGGCAUUGUUUCCUUAGUUGUUAUCGUCAACCAUAAAGGCUGGCUAUGAACUAUCGAACUUUGAAUAGUUGCCUUAACACCACAGAGCCAUUGGUGUUUAAUAGUUUUGACGACAUGUGCAAAUGAAUGAAUUUGUAAAAUGGCUGUCGUGUAUUCAAUUAGAAAUGUAAUCAUUGAAAUGCACUAGAGUAGCACUGUAGAUGUAAUUUGUUAAAAAAUCAUACAUUGAAAUGAAAAGACAGCCAAGAACCCUCAUAAAAGAUGCUCCCGUUUCUUGAGCCGUCCAAACUAGUCGUUGGAUCAGACUCUGCCCAUUCCUUUGUUUUCCGAACUCCAUUAAUAUAAGUGAUGCAAGAGCAGUACAAUCAUAGAGUAUACACCUCAGGUCUCCCCCAACUCUAUCUGGCACGCACUCCAAAUACAGGGAUUGUACUGUGUGUUUCUCUCCCUGGUUAUUGCCAAACACGUGCAUUUUGUACCUCCGCUGACAUAAUACAGUAACUAUUGUACCAUACUAGUCUGCCUAACCCUUGGAAAUGUUUACACAUCAGAAACCUUGGAGCAUUUGCAUAUUAGCAGUCAUGUUCAGAAUAAGCUGUUGUUAUUACUGCAUUUGUCGUUUUAACGUGACAGUUGCAGUGUUGAAAGGUCCUGCAUAUAUCUUACUGAAGUUGACUGAGAGGUCAGUACAACAAAAGUACUUCAUUACAACCAAGUCAAGUGUUGCCUGAAACUAAUGCUGGACAUCACAUGUGACAUAAAUGUGAUCCUUUUUGAUCAAAUCAGCGAGUCACUUUUACGUCACAUGCAGGAACAAGGCCAUUUUUGAGGAGGUUUUUCUUUUUGUUUUGUGCAUAGUGGAGGUAGCAGCAACUCAGUGUUUGAUUGGAGGAGAAGGGCACGUGCGUCAAGCUGACUUGAGUAUGUGCCUCAUUAGGUGCAAAGUAUUUGCAGAAGUGCUUACUUUUUUGUCUCACCAGUGUUGGCAGAAAACAGUUUUAAAACAGAAGUGUCAUUUUUAGUGAGCUAUUAUCAUCCAAAACCGCCAGGAUGACAAUUUGUCCUGUGAAGGAAUAAAAAAAUGGUAUUAAUCAAAGACAGGUUUUUAUAUAUGCUGCAUGGAUUUUUCACACCACAUAUUAUAUGAAGUAGAUGAAUAUAAUGUAAAUGGAUGAUUUGAUAUAUUUGGUGAUUGAACCGCGUAAGAAUAACGAAUGCUUACAUUUGAAGUCUGUAGUCAUUUUGUAAAAUAUAACAUCCAAAUUUGAAGUGAAAUGAAAGCAUGUCCAGAGAAUAUACUCUGUAGGCCUAUAAACUCUUUGAACUCAGUGCCUCUGCAUGCAGAAUUAUAUAAUUACCGACAUGUGUGUAAACCAAACUCUUAUAUUUAAGCAACAGACACACAAAAUGCUGUUGCAUUCUUCUUUCCCGGCUUUUUCCUGGCUCAAAUGCUGCAUUUAAGAAUAAAAAUGGGAUAAAACGUCACAUAAAGUAGCUGAAUUGCAACAUAAUCAGAUCAAGUCCAUCAUAUCAAAUGACACCACCAGAUUUUCAAGUAACAGGGCUAACUUGUUAUGUUUUAGUAAAGAAAUUAUUUGUUCGCUUCCCCCCUCCUUAUGCGAUUACCAACCUACAGCGCAAUGCAUUUUGCACUUUCCAGUCUUUGACACCUUAUUUGACAAUGAAGGAAUGUGUUACAUUACUGUCUUGCUGGGUUUGUUGGACCAAAGUCCCAUAUUACAGCAUAUUAACUUCAGAGAGAGAAGGUCAAAGAGAAGAUCCUCGAUGGUCUUCUCCUACAAUAUUGUUACUAUUUUGUACAGUUUCUCACUUGCUUUUGUUAAAAAACAGAAAAAAAAACUGUAGCCAUUUAUCUGUAACUGUAGCUUUUGUCUUUGCCUUCUGAGGAUACAAAUGCUAUAUUCUGGUUAUUGGCCCUUUGUUGAUCUGUUAUGUAUAAGCUUAUACAUACUUACAACUCUGGUAUUGACCACCUCUCUUGUCAGGAACAAAGAGAUCCAGGGACAUGUUCGAUCUACCAUGGGCUAUUAAUAAAAUGCAAAAUAUCCAACUGUGUAACAUUAAGCUCUGCUCUGUUUAAAAGAGUAACACAUUAGGUAUUGUAAAUACUGUUGUUAAUGAUUAAUAUAGUAGAUUUCUUAUAUUGAACCUGUUCAAAGUUUCAUUACUGAUGUGACAUGAAUGUGCUUAAAGCAGACAAAGAAGGUUACUCUUUUGUGUUUGUGUGAUUAGGAUGGCAUUUUCACAGACAUGGAUUCAAAUGUCUGUUUUAUUCUAGAUCUAGGCUUGAUAUGUGUCUAAUCAAUGAAGCUGUCAUCUAUUGAGCAUACUGAAUUUGGUUAUGUUUACUUUUCUCAGUUAAGUAUCAAAGUUCCUCAUCGUAGUGGUGCACUUUUGACUCCGGUUGCUUUUGAUGACCCUGCGGGGCAAUAUUAUUUUCCAAGUCGUAUAACAAAAUGAAGCGUUUCUUUUUAGUGGUGUGGCUGCUUUGAUGUUUACUCGCCAUGUUUAUUGAGGGUUGAUUGGCUCUUCUGUUUUCCUUUAUGUAGUAAACCUGCUGUACUUUGAUUUAGUGAUGAUGUAUUGUUCAGAGAAAAAUGGUUUUAAAAAUGAGUUUAUCACCAUUUCUUUUGUCAAGAGGACCAAACAUUUCACUCCUCCUCCCCUCUUCCUGAUGCAGUUUGCAUUCGGCCAGGCUGUCGUGCUGUCUCCUGAUAUUUGGGGCCUGUGUCACAAAGCAGAGUCAUGGAGUUAUUUGGGAUCUGUCACUGAGUAAAAGCACAGCUCAGUGUACUGCAGCAUGUGUACGUUUCUGGCUCAUCAAACUUUCUUCGUUAAUUGUGCUUUGUGACACAGGCCCCAGAAGUGCCAUUCUUGUUUAGCUGCUGGAAGUUGCUCUUAGUUCUUCCACUUAUACUAUUAUUGCAUUUGUUAUAUUUUUAUUGCAGUUCAAGGUUAAUUUGGUUCUUUGUUGUAAUUAUGGUUUUACUUUUUUCUGAAAUAAACUUUAUUAGCUAUUA